Messenger RNA from Quercus lobata, 892 nucleotides. Its product is annotated as Ran BP2/NZF zinc finger-like superfamily protein. The transcript is spliced from 4 exons. Lineage: Eukaryota; Viridiplantae; Streptophyta; Magnoliopsida; Fagales; Fagaceae. Gene Ontology annotation, cellular component: cytoplasm. Gene Ontology annotation, molecular function: mRNA binding. The record is from RefSeq and is a predicted model, not a curated record. The coding region runs from base 235 to 630 and encodes 131 amino acids.
UACUUCUGGAACUUAAGGAAACAAACCAUCACCAGGAAACGGAAAAGAAAAUUCAGUACGCCACAAAUAACACCUUAAGACCCUUACCAAGUAGUAUAUAAAGCCUUCCAACCCUAAACACCCAAACCACCAACUGUAUUGACAAUCCCUUCUAUUACUAGUACAAACCAGUGCUUGCAGCAGGGUGCUACUUUAACACUACUAGUGCCAAAGCCCUUCAUUUCCUUAAGAAAAAUGAGCUGGUCAGGGGGAGAUUGGAUAUGCAGUGCUUGCCAGCACUCGAAUUUCAAGAAAAGGGAUACUUGCCAACGCUGUGGAUACCCGAAGUAUGGUGGCCCCGACCCAUCAACGUAUAUGAGCAACAGGACUGAGGUGUUGGCGGGGGACUGGUACUGCAAUUGUGGUGCUCACAACUAUGCCAGCCGAUCAAACUGUUUUAGGUGCAGUGCAUAUAAAAAUGAUUAUGCCGUGAUGGGUUCUGGAGGUUAUGGAUCAGAUUGCAGUGCCCCACCUGGAUGGAAAAGUGGUGACUGGAUUUGUUCUAGAUUGGGAUGUGGAGUACACAAUUAUGCUAGCAGGACAGAAUGUUUCAAAUGCGGAACACCAAAGGAAUAUGGUGGUGGAAUGUAACCAAUAAGAUUUUAAGAAGUUUCUCCAGUGAGAUCCUCAAAUUCUCUUUGCAUCUGAUCCCUCAUUAGACACCACCUUUUUUUGUUCUACUUUCCUUCUGAAGAUAAUUAACCUUUAGGUCAUGGUUGAGGAUCUUUUCAGACCACAAUAACCAUGCGCUUGUAUUAGAAGGGUUUCUAGCUUUAUAUGGUGCAAGGUGUUCUUAGAUAGAGCUUAAGAAAUCCCUUUAUAUCCUUGAUUAAUGGAGACACAAAGUGUACAA